UAUCAGUCGAUAUUUGAAACAUCAUGUUGUUCUGCGUAAUAUCAUUGUCAAUGUCAUUGUCGACAAUAAUUCUUAUUGUUUAUUUAUAUUUAUCAUGGUAUUUUAAUUAUUGGAAACGACAAAAUAUUGCCGGUCCUCGACCUCAACUACUUAAAGGAACAUUUCCCAAAACCUAUGCUGGGAAAUGUAAUUUACUUAAUGAAUUGCAUGAAAUUUAUAUGCAUUAUAAAUACAGAGAAAGUUAUGUGGGUGUUUUUAUGGCACGCAGUCCAAAAUUAUUUAUUUUGGAUCCCAAAUUAAUUAAACAAAUACUUACGCAGCAAUUUACUAAAUUUCGUGAUAAUGAAUCGUCACAGUGGUCUUCUGAGAAAGUAGAACAAUUACGAUUUGGAAGUCCCUUUGUUUCGGUCGGUGAGGUGUGGAAAGAAAAAAGAUCAGAGUUGGUUCAAGGUCUAACAGUAAAUAGGAUUCGCAGCCAUUAUGAAAUAAUGAAGGAAAGUGCUUCCGAAAUGAUCGCCUUCAUUAAAGCUCAAGAUCCCAUAAUCGAAUGGGAUGCCAAAGAUCUGGCAAAUCGUUUCACUUGUCACAUAAUGUCCAAAUUUAUAUGGGGCAUUGAUGAGAAUACUUUCGAAACCUUAGACAAACACUCUACCAUACAUGAAAUAGCGGAUCAGAUGUUAAAACAAUCUUUAAAAUGUGUACAGUAUUAUGGUAAAACCGCCGCCUGGCCAUGGUUAAGAAAAAUACAACCUGAACGUUUUUUCCCGGCCGUAUCUGAUGGUUUUUUCAAACAAUUGGCCAAGGAUGUCAUGCAACAGAAAAUUGCCACAAAUAAUAAACAAAAUGAUGUGAUCAAUCACUUGUUGCAGCUGAAGGAGAAAAAAUCUUUAAAUGAUGUACAAAUCGCUGGACAUACGACAACUGUGCUGAUUGAUGGCUUUGAAACGGGGGCCAUUGUAAUAGCCCACUGUUUGCUAUUGUUGGCUCGUCAUCAAAGAGUACAGAAAAAACUACGCCAAGAGUUGUUAGAGGCCGGCGACACGAUAACUUAUGACCAAUUAAUGGAAUUACCUUAUUUGGAUCAAUGUAUUCAGGAAACUUUAAGAUUAUUUCCUCCUCUAGCUACUUUAUUUAAAAUUUGUACCGAAUCUUUUGAGCUACAAAAUGAAUUUUCUGGUUCCAGAGUUUUACUAAAGCCUCAAGAUAUUGUUUAUAUAUCAGCAUAUUCUCUACAUCACGAUCCAGAUUAUUAUGAAAAUCCUGAGGAGUUUUGGCCCGAAAGAUUUAAUCAGGAAUUGGGUGGUGUUAAGAAGUAUAAAGAUAUGGGAGUAUUUUUGCCAUUCGGGGAUGGACCCAGAAUGUGUCCAGGCAUGAAAUUGGGUUUAUCGGAGGUUAAGGUGGCUGUAGCUGAAUUAUUGAAAACUUUUGAAUUGUCUUUAUGUGCUGGCACACGUUUGGAUAAUAAAAUUGCAGCGGAUUCAUUUCUGUUGACUCUAGAUGGAGGUAUUAGAGUGUAUUUUAAAUGCUUAAAGGAUUAAAUAAAUAAAAUAAUAAAUUGAUGUUA
This is a messenger RNA of Lucilia cuprina (Australian sheep blowfly), 1564 nucleotides long. RefSeq names its product probable cytochrome P450 28d1. The coding region runs from base 24 to 1538 and encodes 504 amino acids. Gene Ontology annotation, molecular function: heme binding; iron ion binding; monooxygenase activity. The record is from RefSeq and is a predicted model, not a curated record. The transcript is spliced from 7 exons. NCBI's taxonomy places the organism in Eukaryota, Metazoa, Arthropoda, Insecta, Diptera, Calliphoridae.